UUCUCUCUCUCUCGUUAAGCUAAAUAGUAAAUAAUACUGGAACAACAAAAAAGGAAAACAAAUAGAAGAGAAAAGCAGGAAUGUUCAUCUUCUCUUCAUUCUGAAACUUCACCUUAACAGUUCACAUUGGGAGUUAUGGGUGGGGUGACUUCGUCUAUGGCUGCUAAAUUUGCCUUUUUCCCACCAAACCCGCCGUCCUACAAGCUAAAUACCAAGGAUGCCACUGGUCUCUUGCUCAUGGACCCCUUCCCUCACCGUGAAAACAUCGACGUUUUACGCUUGCCCACUCGUCGCGGCACUGAGAUCGCGGCCGUCUAUGUCAGGUACCCCAUGGCCACCACUACUCUUUUGUACUCUCAUGGCAAUGCAGCUGAUAUCGGCCAGAUGUACGAGCUCUUCAUCGAAUUGAGUAUUCACUUGCGUGUUAAUCUCAUGGGAUAUGACUACUCCGGCUAUGGGCAGUCAUCGGGAAAGCCCACUGAGCAGAAUACUUAUGCAGAUAUUGAAGCUGCAUACAAGUGUCUAGAAGAAAGCUAUGGUGCUAAUCAGGAAAACAUCAUCCUUUAUGGUCAGUCUGUUGGAAGUGGACCUACUUUGGAUCUUGCAGCCCGUUUGCCUCGACUAAGAGCUGUUGUUCUACAUAGUCCCAUACUUUCAGGAUUAAGAGUCAUGUAUCCUGUAAAGCGCACUUACUGGUUUGACAUCUAUAAGAACAUUGAUAAAAUCCCGUUGGUAAAGUGCCCUGUACUGAUUAUUCAUGGUACUUCUGAUGAGGUUGUUGAUUGCUCUCAUGGAAAGCAACUUUGGGAACUAUGCCAAGAGAAAUAUGAACCCUUGUGGCUCAAAGGAGGAAAUCACUGUGAUCUGGAACUCUUUCCAGAAUACCUUAGGCAUCUCAAGAAAUUUAUAUCAAGUGUUGAAAAAGCACCUUCACGAAGGAGCAGUUCACGUAGGAGCGUUGACGGGCUUGAACAUUCCAGACGGAGUACAGAUUGUUUCGAAGCACCAAGGAAGAGUACAGAUCGCAGAGAAAAACCAAGAAAAAGCACAGACAGGCCUGAAAAACUCAGACUUCAUGAGUACAAAUUUAACAAUAUUGACAAGCUAGAAAAGUUAAGAGUCCCUUUGGACCAGAUGGAUAGGUCUCGGAGAAGUGUGGAAUACCAUGAGAAAUCUAGGAGAAGCAUCGAUCAACAGCUAGAAAGAGCACGGAAGAGUGUGGACUGGUUGGAUCGAAUUCGAGCUGGUUAAAUACAUCAAGUCAUUUAUUAAGACUUUUAGACUGAUUGAGUUUGUGAUGGAGAGAUGGGGAUAGCAAGAAAAAGAUGGGGAAAAUUAUUUGGGAUUAAACAUUUUUAACUUAAUGAUUUUUACAAUGUGUAUUCUGGUGUUGUAUAAUGACUAUGUCAUGGUUUGUAGAGUUUGGUAUAUUGGGUUUCAACAUCCUUCAUUGCUAAUGAAACAACACUAACUUUUUUUCA
Pistacia vera is the source of this 1481-nucleotide messenger RNA. Its product is annotated as alpha/beta hydrolase domain-containing protein 17B. Lineage: Eukaryota; Viridiplantae; Streptophyta; Magnoliopsida; Sapindales; Anacardiaceae. Bases 136 to 1251 code for a protein of 371 amino acids. The record is from RefSeq and is a predicted model, not a curated record. The transcript is spliced from 5 exons. Gene Ontology annotation, molecular function: serine-type peptidase activity. Gene Ontology annotation, biological process: proteolysis.